GCUCAGACCAAACUCCACAAGAAAUCCCAAAACACCAAAUUCAAAUAUUUUUCCAGAAAUUAUAAAGAUCUCAAAGGGAAAGCGAAAAACCAAAACUCCACAGCUGUAAAUGCAUGUCUUUUAGCCUUGGAACUGAUCCCCAUCAUCAUCCCCAUGUCUUGUGGGGUUAAUUUUCCUCUGUGGCCUUUUGCUGUUUGGGGUUCCUUGUCCUUUUUAUCCCAUCUCUUGUUUUGCUGUUUGGGACUCUACUCUCUCUCUAAUUCUCUAAUCGAGGUUCGAGUUGUUCCUUUUUUGAAAAUACCUCCCUCCUUUUGCUUUUGCCUCUGCAUUUCUCAUUUGUCCACGUUCCAUCACCUCAAAAAUCCCACUGAAGAAAAAUCAAACUGUAUAUAUAUGUCAAUCAUUCUGUUACUGAUUUGACUCCCUCUCUUGGUUUCUUUACAAUACUAUAUAAUUCAAUCCCCAGUUAUAUUUGGCAACACAGACACGCUUCCACUUAGUCCAUCUCUCAAUUCUCUCAAAUGGGUUUUCGCUACACCACCAGUUCUAUCAUCUUUCUGCUGAUUUUGAGCUCUACCCAGAUAAGAUUCAUGGCUGAAAGCAGAGUACUUCUCAAGAAGGAUGACACUUCCCAGACAGUGAAUGAAGACAGUAAGGCAAGACUGAGAGCACAAAUUGGUUCAAGGCCUCCAAGGUGUGAAGGAAGGUGCAGCUCAUGUGGCCCUUGUGAGGCAAUUCAAGUUCCUAACAAUUUUCAAGCCAAACCAGGUAAAAGGAACUCUUCAUCAGUUGUAUCCAACAUUGCAUAUGCUAGAGGAGGCGAGUAUUCAAGCAACUACAAGCCCAUGAGUUGGAAAUGCAAAUGUGGCACCGUCAUCUUCAACCCCUGAUCAAGAUUGAUUCAUCAUCUUCACUAUUACCACUUGAUUUUAGGGUGGAUUUGGAGCAUACCCAUUAUUGGAUAUUAAUUGUAAAUGGAUGAUACUAGUAGCUAAGAUUAAUCAAAUUUUGGUUCUUGAAUUUGAAUCCAUGCAAUCCAGCUAGCUAGCCUAUUAACCUCUAAUGCUUCUUCUGUAAUAUGUGUGAUUAGCAUGUAUAAUAUACUAGAGCAAAUAUUAUUGCUUAUUUGCUUGGAACCUGAUUUUGUUUGGA
This is a messenger RNA of Rosa chinensis, 1152 nucleotides long. Its product is annotated as EPIDERMAL PATTERNING FACTOR-like protein 2. The record is from RefSeq and is a predicted model, not a curated record. Gene Ontology annotation, biological process: stomatal complex development; guard cell differentiation. The transcript has 2 exons. The coding region runs from base 522 to 890 and encodes 122 amino acids. Lineage: Eukaryota; Viridiplantae; Streptophyta; Magnoliopsida; Rosales; Rosaceae.